Pocillopora damicornis (cauliflower coral) is the source of this 2247-nucleotide messenger RNA. RefSeq lists its product as uncharacterized. Lineage: Eukaryota; Metazoa; Cnidaria; Anthozoa; Scleractinia; Pocilloporidae. The record is from RefSeq and is a predicted model, not a curated record.
GAUACACAACCGAUGCUUCAGAACUGAAGUGCGCACGAUGGAUUGUUCCGAAGCGCAAAAGAACAGGUCGAAAAAUCAUGGCUUUUCAGUAAGUCCAGGCAUCUUGUUUUCUGCUUUCUGCCUGCUUCUAUACACCGCGGGGUACAUCAGAAUCGAGCUGAAGUUGAAUAAUCACGAUGAGCAGUUGGAAGCUUUUGAAAAAGCAACUGCCAUGCUGAAGCACAGAAUGGCAAAGGCCUCGAUGAAAGGAAACUUAACCCUGAAAUCAAGCAAGGAGGUAGUCAAUGAAGCGAUUUAUCAGCGGUUCAAACGGGAAACCUCAGCUGACGGACCAGACGAUUUUCCUAACCCUUCAUUCAAUUUUACAGACCUACCGUACAAUUAUACAGAUCUGCCAUUCAACUUGACGGAGAUUUUUGGAAAUAAUUCGCCAUUCAACUAUACAGACAUCUUCGGUAACAAUUCUCCAUUCAACUAUACAGACAUCUUCGGUGAAAACUCACCUUUCAAUUAUACAGAUAUAUUCGGAAAUGGUUUACCACCAUUUAAUUUCUCGGCUUAUAUGGAAGAAGCUAUGAAAGAAUUCACCAUUGGCUUGCAGGCGAUGCUUCAAAGAAGUUUCAACUCUUGCGCAUGCUCACAAGGACCACCUGGACCACCUGGAGAACGAGGAUUCAUGGGUCCACCGGGAAUUAGAGGAGAAAUUGGAUUCAAAGGAGAUGCCGGGCCACCGGGUACCCCAGGGAUUAAGGGGGAUACCGGCCCUCAGGGUACUCCAGGUUUUAAAGGAGAUGCUGGACCACGGGGUAACACAGGUAUGAAGGGCGAACAAGGCCAAACAUGUUCAGCGCCGAAAGUAACUAUCUCUCCAAGGAAGCUGACUGUUUUAAAAGGAACUACUGCCUCUUUUAGAUGCUCUGCUAGUGGAAAUCCAUGGCCUCGAGUAUCCUGGUCUAGGGCUGAUGGAUCGUUAGUUAACAAAAACGCCACGGUAACCUCAGAUGGGCUCAUAACGAUUCCCUCCGUCCGGCUGAUGGAUGCUGGAAGGUACACUUGCACGGCGGAGAACAUCGUGAGGAAGAUUGAAGAAACAGUUGAUCUGGUUGUACAAAGCUCACCAGAGGUUUCUCUUUCAUUUGGGCCAUCUUUCGUUCUUGAGGGCAAAGCUAUCACUCUUCCAACAUGUUACGCAAAUAAUAGCGUUCCUCCAGCGAUAUUCACCUGGUUUAAAGUUGAUGACAAUCUGAACCAAGAUAGAGCCGUUCCUAGAAACGGGCAACUGUCAAUAACGAAUGCUAGAAUGGAGGAUUCUGGUUUGUACCAGUGUAUGGCUUCCAAUAGCAUUGGAUAUCAUUCGGCGUACACUAAGCUGACUGUUGUGACGAUGCCAAAGUUUACGGUUCAUCCACCUGCCAAACUUGAAGCGACUUCAAACAAAACUAUCACCGUCCGUUGCCAGGCGACCGGUCAACCCAAACCUUUUAUCACGUGGGCGAAGAAGGGUGGAGAAUUGCCCAAAGGAAGAUCAAAUGUCAGCGAAGAUGGAACACUUCAAAUCUGGAGCCCUGAAAGUGACGACUCUGGGAGAUAUACUUGUACUGCAUCUCUGGAACAGAUUUCCGUUAAUGUGGCCUCUGUUAUGGAACUAACUGUUAAGAUCAAGAAAAGAGUGUGUGAGGCGAUCGGUGUACAGAAUAGAUACAAAGUACCAGAUAGCAGAAUGACGGCAAGCUCUUCCUUCGCUGGACAUUUCGAUGCAUCACGUGGAAGGCUCUGGAACCAAAGACAAGGAGGAUCAUGGGAACCCAAAUAUCCCGCAAAUGUUGGGAAAGAUUGGCUUCAAGUGGAUAUGGGUUCAAUGCUGUCUGUCUGUGCAGUGGCCACUCAGGGUAAUGGCUGGAUUUAUCCUGACUGGGUCACUGCGUAUAAAAUCAAACUCUCGACGGAUGGAAAUAUAUGGAAAUUCUAUCAGGAAGACGGUGUGGAUAAAAUAUUCACUGGAAACACAAAUGCAAAUGAUGUGGUAAAGAAUUUCCUUUCGCCUUUUGGCGUUGCCAGAUAUGUUCGCUUUUACCCCGUGAGAUAUAACACUUACCCGUCUUUAAGAGUUGAAAUAUAUGUUUCAAAAUACAUAUAACCUACAAUCUUGAAACUUCCAUAUCAUUUGAAACUGCCUUUAAAUCACUCCCGAUAUUAUAACAGGGUACGUGCCAACUAGCUUUAUAUGAAUAUAUUUUCAGUUUUGAA